AUGCCACCGUCACCGUACCAAAACGUCGCCUACGACGCUCCGCUCUCCUUCACCGAGCCGACCUGGCUCUGGCGGCGCUACAAGUGCUUCUGGGAGGGCACGCGGGGCAAGACGCUCACCGACCAGGACGUGCCGGCCAAGGACCUCUCCGGACGCUGGAUCCUGAUCUCGGGCGCCAACAGCGGCAUCGGCGAGCAGGCGGCGCUGCACUUUGCGCGGUGCGGCGCCAACCUGGUGCUGGCGUGCCGCGUGAGCCCGGCCGAGAAGCACCCGGGCGCCGUGGCCGACCACUGCACCGCCGAGGCGCGCGCCGCCGGCCACGCCAAGAGCGUCGUCGAGUGGUGGGAGGUGGACAUGGGCCGGCUGGCCUCGGUCGAGGCGCUGGCCGCGCGCUGGCUCGCCACGGGCCGGCCUCUCGACGUGCUCUGCAACAACGCCGGCAUGGGCACCAACCCGGGCGGCGUCACCCGGCACAUCCGCAGCGAGGACGGCUUCGAGCUCGUCCACCAGGUCAACUUUUUGUCGCACGUGUUGCUGACCCUGCGUCUGCUGCCCGCGCUCGCGGCCGCGCCGGCGCCGCGGGUCGUCUGCACCACCUCGUGCAUGACCUACGUCGGCGUCUACGACCUGGCCAACUUCAACGGCGACGGCUGCCACGGCGUCCAGCUCUACAACAACAACAAGCUGUACUUCCAGUGCUGGGUCGUUGAGAUGCACGAACGGCUGAUGCGCUCGGAGAAAUACCGACACCUCACGAUCAAUGGCGUCCACCCGGGCUACGUCAACACGGGCAUCUGGACGUUCAAGGCCGGCGAGGGCAUCCUCGGGCUGAUCAGCCUGGGAAUCAGCUUCGUGCUGCAGUGCUUCGCCCGCCUGCUCGGCAUCACCCCCAAGCAAGGGUCGUACUGCAUCACCAACGCGGCGACGAGCGUCGACGCCGGGCCGGAUCCGCUGACGCAGGGCGUCGGCGAGAAGGGCGGACGGGGCGGCGGACGCUACUUCAACCGCAUCUGGGAGGCCAGGAACAUGCCGCACACGGAGGAUGCGGACGCGAGGCUGCGGGUCUGGCGCAAGGUGGACGAUGAGCUGCGGCUGACGGAGAAGGGCCUGCUGAGCUGGACUGAUUAG
Cordyceps fumosorosea ARSEF 2679 is the source of this 1128-nucleotide messenger RNA. RefSeq names its product NAD(P)-binding domain protein. NCBI's taxonomy places the organism in Eukaryota, Fungi, Ascomycota, Sordariomycetes, Hypocreales, Cordycipitaceae. Bases 1 to 1128 code for a protein of 375 amino acids. The transcript has a single exon. The record is from RefSeq and is a predicted model, not a curated record.